Molecule: messenger RNA, 1224 nt
Organism: Monosiga brevicollis MX1
Lineage: Eukaryota; Choanoflagellata; Craspedida; Salpingoecidae
Exons: 4
Coding region: 7-1194 (395 amino acids)
Biological process (GO): long-chain fatty acid catabolic process; carnitine metabolic process, CoA-linked; fatty acid beta-oxidation using acyl-CoA dehydrogenase
Cellular component (GO): mitochondrion
Molecular function (GO): long-chain fatty acyl-CoA dehydrogenase activity; flavin adenine dinucleotide binding
Source: RefSeq, a predicted model, not a curated record
CGCGCCAUGUCCAUGCGGCCUGAACCUUCCAUGUCGGCGCUUCUGAACGAUGUUGGCACCCGCCGCAUCUUCAACGAGGAUCACGACAUGAUGCGUGAGUCGGUUCGCAAGUUUUUCGAAAACGAUGUCGUCCCCUACCACGAGGCCUGGGAGAAGGAAGGCCAGGUGCCCCGCGCUAUUUGGGAAAAGGCUGGUGAAAACGGUCUCCUUGGUAUUCCCAUUCCCGAGGAGUACGGUGGUCCCGGCCUCGACGUCUACGGCGCUGCCAUCAUGUGGGAGGAACAGGCCUACGCCGGUUGCUAUGGCCCCGGCUACGCCAUCCACAGCGACAUUGUGCUGCCCUACGUUUUGCAUUAUGGCACUGAGGAGCAAAAACACAAGUACCUCCCUGGGGCUUGUGCAGGUACUCAGAUUGCAGCCAUUGGCAUGACCGAGCCCGGCGCCGGCUCGGAUCUCCAAGGCAUCUCCACCACCGCCGUCAAGGACGGUGAUCACUGGGUCAUCAACGGCAGCAAGGUCUUUAUCAGUAACGGCCAAAUGUGCGAUUAUGUCAUUGUCGUCGCCAAGACUGACCUUGAAGCCAAGCGUGCAGCGCACGGCCUCAGCCUGUUCUUGGUCGAUGCGGGCACGGCCGGUUUCACCAAGGGCGCCAACCUGGACAAGAUGGGUCUCAAGGCCCAGGAUACCUCUGAGCUCUUCUUCGACGAUUGCCGUGUUCCCGAGUCUGCCAUCCUGGGUGAAGUCAACAAGGGCUUUUACUACCUGAUGUCCGAGCUCCCCCAGGAGCGUUUGCUGCUCGGUGUUAUGGCCACCGCCCAUGCCGAGGCCAUGUACGAGUGGACCCGUGCUUACAUCAACGACCGCAAGGCUUUUGGUGGAACGCUCGCCAACCUCCAGACCGUCCGCCACACCAUGGCUGAGCUUAAGACCUCCAUCGCCGUGGCCCGCGCCUUUACCGAUCAGUGCAUCCAGCUGCAUGCUGAGGGCCGCUUGACUCAGGAGAUGGCGUCCAUGUCCAAGUACUGGUGCACCGAACUCGAGGGCAAGGUGGCCGAUGUGUGCGUUCAGCUGCACGGCGGUUGGGGUUACAUGUCUGAGUACAAGAUCUCGCGCGCCUUCACUGACGCACGCGUGCAGCGCAUCUAUGGCGGUGCCAACGAGAUUAUGAAGGAGCUCAUCUCGCGCAGCGUUUAAGGCCUCUCUAAAUCAAUGAAUAUGGUUGCC